AUGGAGGCAAAGAUCCAGAUGUCAUCGCUGGAAGACUGCACCCUCCAGCUGUCUCCCAGUGGAAACUAUCUGGACCUGGACUCUUCUCUGGCUGAGCAGCGAGACGAGCUGGAGAGCUUCUAUGAAGAUGUGGCGAAAGGAAGGAAGCCCAUCCUGAUUCUGAGGACUCAGCUCUCUGUUCGUGUUCACUCCAUCCUGGAGAAACUUUACAACUCCCAGGGUCCAGAACUCCGGCGGUCCCUCUUCUCUCUCAAACAGCUCUUCCAGGAUGAUAAAGACCUGGUUCCAGAGUUCGUGGCCUCUGACGGGCUGACGUGCUUCAUUAAAGUCGGGGCGGAGGCCGACCACAACUACCAGAACUACAUCCUGAGAGCUCUCAGUCAGAUCAUGCUGUUUGUGGACGGCAUGAACGGAGUGAUCAACCACAACGAGACGGUGCAGUGGCUGUACACGCUGACGGCAAGUUCGUCUCGCCUGGUGGUGAAAACUGCCCUGAAGCUGCUCAUCGUCUUCGUGGAGUACUCGGAGUCCAACAGUCCUCUGCUCAUCAGAGCCGUCAACACCGUGGCUGGACAGAGAGGUGUGAAGCCAUGGAGUUAUAUGAUGGAGGUCCUGGAGGAGAGGAACGGCGCCGACACGGAGCUGCUCGUGUUUGCCAUGACACUCAUCAACAAGACUCUGGCGGCGCUCCCGGACCAGGACUCGUUCUACGAUGUGACGGACAAGCUGGAGCUGCUGGGGAUGGAGGCCGUCAUCCGCAAACACAUGAACAACAAGGGAACAGAGUCAGACCUGCGGAUGCAGUUCGCCAUAUACGAGAACGGCACCGUGGACACGGAGCAGGGAACAAAAACGCCGCCAAGCCCGAGUCGCUCUUUCCUCAGCCACCACAUGUCGUCUCUGGGUCUAAGCAGGAAGUCCAGGUUCUUCUCCAAAACCAGCUCCAUCUCUGAGGAGCAUCGAGCCGACUGCAGGUCUGUAGCACUGAGACCGACCUCAGACCUGCAACCAGGACUCCUGCCUGUCUGCUGUCGACUAACAAACGCUCUGCAGUCAUGCUCGUGCUCCCUGCAGCACUCUGUCCGCUGCCAUGCCUUCAGUCCCUUUAGUAUUCACAAUCACUGUCAUUAUUUACUUUACGUUGUAUUUGCACAAUCACAGACCAAUAACACACGUUUCUCACUAUCAUGUAUAUUUCUCAUACCACACAAGCUUAAGGCAACUAUUGUGCAAACUGGUGUAGCUGAACUUUUAGCUUUCAGUCUGACUCACCGUGGACUUGGUCACAUCCACUCUGCUGUCCACAGCUCUAAUUCCCAGUCGAAUCCACAGCAGCUCGACAACAAGACGGAGCCCAAAACUAAAGCGAACUCUGGGGAGGAUGAGGAGCUCUUCUGCCCAGUUGACUGUAAUGUAAAACAGGACAAGCCGGUGCUGAGGAAGUUUGAAGACGCCUUCCUGCGCAUCCUGGCUGUCCAACAGUGGAAGCGAAAGACUAAAGACUUGAGCGAGAUUAAGUUGCCCUCACUUGCUGUAACGUCAACUUUGGAGGGGACGGCGGACGAGGGCGCAGCCGAAGUGCCGUCACGUCACGGUAAAGCUUCACAUUACAGUCACAGAGCUGCACACAGCCUCCUGAUCCCCUCUGCAGCUGCAAACACCAAUAAAGAAGAGAGGAGCUUCGUGCCUGCAGGUGACGAUGUGGCUGCUCGCGGUCGUGUGACUGAGCGUCUGUCCAGCUUCAAAGCGCGCUCGGCAGAGCCCUCCACCUCCAAAGAGAGCAGCGCCUCCCGCAGGGCAGAGCUGGAGAGUCUGGAAGGCUCAACGCAGGCGGCACGAGCCCGACUGGCUGAAGAACAGAAGCGUUCCAUCCGGCAGCAGAGCAGCAUCGACGCCGAGGCGCACAUCGGCAGUCUGGACACCACCCAGAUGACCCCGCUAGGCCCCGGCAGCUCCACCGACGCCUGGGACCAGCUGCAACCGAGCGCCGCCGCCCUACGCAUCAAGGACCUGGACUUUUCUGACCUGCUGGACGAGGAGGACAUCGAUGUCCUGGACAUAGACACCUUGGACUGCUCCACUUCAUCCUUCACCCUCUCUGGAAUCUCUCCCCCUCCUCCUCCCCCUCCUGGCAUGCCGGGGGCUCCUCCCCCUCCUCCUCCACCGGGAGGUUUUGCACCCCCUCCUCCUCCACCUCCUCCACCGGGAGGCCUCGCACCCCCUCCUCCUCCACCUCCACCAGGUGUCCCCCCUCCUCCUCCACCUCCACCAGGCGUCCCCCCUCCUCCUCCUCUUCUUGGUGCCUCUCAGAAGAAGAAGAAGACGGUGAAGCUGUUCUGGAAGGAGCUGAAGCAGGCAGACGGACCGAAGAAGUGUCGCUUCGGUCGGGGGACGGUGUGGGCGUCUCUGGAUAAGGUGGCGGUGGACACCGCCAGCCUCGAGCAUCUGUUUGAGUCCAAAGGCAAGGAGCUCGCUGUAACCAAGAAAGGACCGGAGACCAAGAAGACUGAGAUUCUGGUUCUGGACUCAAAGAGGAGUAACGCCAUCAACAUCGGCAUGACCGUCCUGCCAGCGAUCCACGUCAUCAAGUCGGCCAUCCUCAGCUUCGACGAGUUCGCCAUUAGCAAAGAGGGCAUCGAGAAGAUCCUGACCAUGACCCCCACAGAGGAGGAGAAGCAGAAGAUCCAGGAGGCUCAGCUCGCCAAUCCCGACCUCCCUCUGGGCACAGCAGAGCAGUUCCUGCUCACCCUGGCCUCCAUCAACGGCCUGACCCCCCGCCUUCAGCUCUGGGCCUUCAAACUGAACUACGAGGCUCUGGAGAAGGAGAUAGCCGAACCGCUGUUUGACCUGAAGCUCGGCAUGGAGCAGCUCGCCUCCAAUCAGACCUUCAGAAGAAUCCUGGCGACGCUGCUCGCCAUCGGAAACUUCCUCAACAGCUCCAACGCUAAAGGCUUUGAGCUGAGUUACCUGGAGAAAGUGGUGGAGGUGAAGGACACGGUUCACCGUCAGUCUCUGCUUCAUCACACCUGUAACCUGGUGGUGGAAAACUACCCAGAAUCCUCUGACGUCUACUCUGAGAUCCCCGCCAUCACCCGCUCGGCCAAAGUGGACUUUGAGCUGCUGUCGGAGAACCUGGUCCAGCUCGAGAGACGCUGCAAAACAUCAUGGAACAACCUGAAGGUGGUGGCCAAACAUGAAACCAAAGCGGCGCUGAAGAACAAACUAACGGACUUCCUGAAGGACUGCACGCAGAGGAUCAUCAUCCUGAAGGUCGUCCACAGGAGAGUCAUCAACAGGUUCCACUCCUUCCUGCUGUUCCUGGGUCAGCCGUCGUCUUCGGUCAGAGACGUCAAGGUGACGAAUUUCUGUCGGAUCAUCAGCGAGUUCGCUCUGGAAUAUCGAACCACCAGAGAGCGAGUGCUCACCAUCAAACGGAAACGCGCAGCUCACCGAGAGCGCACCAAGACCCGAGGAAAGAUGAUCACCGAGACGGAGAAGUUUUCAGGGGCGGUGUCACAUCCGGACAGCCCGUCCCCCGUUUCUAUGGCAGCGGAGGCAGACCAAGAUCAGGAGGAGCAUGAGAACAUGAAGAACCUGCUGAUCAGUCGCAGCAGCACCCUGAACUGUGAUCAGAGAGGCCUGAGGCGCUCCCGAGCCAUCCGCAGUCUCGGCAGGGUGGAGCCGACCAAGAUGUCUUUAGCCAAAGACGACGAGACGAGCUCCCAGGACGACGCCACAGAUGAGAUCAUGGACAGACUCGUCAAGUCUGUUACCCAGAAUCCCUCCGGCAGGUCGUCCAGCCCCAAGAACCGCAAGCGGUCCCGACUGAAUAGGAAGUCACUGAGGAGGACUCUGAAGAGCGGCCUCAGUGUGGACGUGGUUCAGGCUCUGGGACUCAACAACAAG
Molecule: messenger RNA, 3906 nt
Organism: Neolamprologus brichardi
Lineage: Eukaryota; Metazoa; Chordata; Actinopteri; Cichliformes; Cichlidae
Source: RefSeq, a predicted model, not a curated record